GCUCAACCAAGGUAGCAGAAGAGAAGGUAGAGAGUAAAGCUCCCACCUUUUCUCUUCCCCCAAACCCCGAAACCCUAGAAAAAGAAAUCCAAAACCCUAGAAGAGAAAAUCUCAAUGCCUUCUCUUCUCCAUCUUCUUCUCUUCCUCUCUCUCAUCCCAUCCCUCUGCUUCUCCAAAUCCACCAUAGAGCCAUGCUCUGUAUCGGACACGUGUACGGCCAUGGUCGGCUACACGCUCUACACGGACCUCAAGGUCUCCCAGCUCUCCUCCCUCUUCCAGAUCGAUCCUAUCUCCCUCCUCUCUGCAAACGCCAUCGACAUUUCAUACCCCGACGUCGAUAACCACAUCCUCCCGGCCCGCCUCUUCCUACACGUCCCCGUCCCCUGCUCCUGCUCCGACGGUAUCCGCAAGUCCAUCGGGACCCGCUACAAGACCCGCCCCUCCGACACCCUCUCUUUCAUUGCUGACACCGUCUUCUCCGGCCUUGUGUCCGCCGAUCAGAUUCGGGACGCCAACUCCAUCUCCGAUCCUUCCGUGCUGGAUGUCGGGCAAACGCUAACGAUCCCGCUGCCGUGCACGUGCUUCAACGAGACGGAUAACGGGCUGCCUGCGGUCUACUUGUCAUAUGUGGUGAGGGCGGGGGAUACAGUGGCGGGUAUCGCCGCUAGAUAUUCAACGACGGUGACGGAUGUGAUGACGGUGAAUGCAAUGGGCAGUACAGCAGUGAAGGCUGGGGAUAUCCUCGCCAUUCCAUUGCCAGCCUGUGGCUCUGGGUUCACAAAAUAUGCCUCAGAUUAUGGCUUGAUUGUUGCGAAUGGGAGCUACGCCAUUACGGGAAGUCACUGUGUGCAAUGCAGUUGCGGACCAGGGAAUCUCAAUCUCUACUGCAUGCCCUCUCCAUUGGCAGUAUCAUGUUCAAGCAUGCAAUGUAGAAACAGUAACCUCAUGCUCGGGAAUGUGACUGCACAACCCACAAGUGCUGGUUGCAAUGUAACUUCUUGUACUUACAAUGGUUAUGUCAAUGGCACCAUUUUCACUACGUUGUCUACAUCUCUUCAACCUCGAUGCCCAGGGGAGCAUCAAUUUCCUCCUCUCAUAACCCCGCCUACUGUCUUGACACGAGUUUCAUGGGGUGCUCCAUCACCAGCACCAUCUAUAUCAGAUGGUGUUACAACGAUAACACCGAAGUCUUCAGUACCAGGAACCGUGUCGUUUCCUGGCGUGUCACCUGCGAAUGGCCCUUCUGGAAGCCUAUCUGCUGCUCCUUCAUCGGUGAACCCAUUAUCUGGAUUUCUAAGCGCUUUAUGUUUGUUUCUCUUAAUCAGGCUACUGGUGUAGACAGCACUUUAUUUUUUGUCAGUUAUGUGGCUAAGAUUGUAAGUUCUGUUCUGGGCUUCUGCCGAUUGUUGUGUUUCUAUCAAGGCUCAUUUGUUAUUGUCA
Magnolia sinica is the source of this 1440-nucleotide messenger RNA. Its product is annotated as lysM domain-containing GPI-anchored protein 1-like. NCBI's taxonomy places the organism in Eukaryota, Viridiplantae, Streptophyta, Magnoliopsida, Magnoliales, Magnoliaceae. The record is from RefSeq and is a predicted model, not a curated record. The coding region runs from base 115 to 1338 and encodes 407 amino acids. The transcript has 5 exons.